AUGCCGGAAGCGCAAGCAGACCCCUCACUGAGUAACCCGUCCGCGGCGGGACAAUCACCAGUUUGGCAGAAGAGACGACGAAAGAUCCGUAAAGGCACACAGAGUUGUUGGGAGUGUAAGCGUCGCAAGACACGAUGUACCUUUUCCGCACCUACAGACACUAUCUGUGAUGGAUGCAGGAGCCGCUGCACUAAAUGCAUCAGCCAAGAGUUCCACGAUAGCGGAGCACUGGUGCGUACAAAUGGCGAUAGGCUGAGUCGGAUGGAAUUCUUAGUUGAUCGGUUGGCAAACCGAAGCAGUGCUACUUUGCCAGACACAUUGCGCCCCGAUCGACCUGAUCAAUACGAGACUGCAGAUCUCAUGGAAACACCGGGACGUGAUAAUGGGAUUACCAACUUGGAGUUGUUUCCUCCACCAGACCCCAUUGUGGCCUCCGAAUCAAAUAUAGCGAGUCUGCUGACUCGAAACUUGGAUGAGAUAUCGCAAGCGCUUCUCGCAGUGUGGCCGGAUCAACACAAUUUGGAUUUGAUAAUGAGCAUUCCAGUCGAUAUAUCGGUUUUACUUCACGGAACAGUAUGCAUACCAUAUUCGAAGCUCAUCACCAACCACUUGACAUCAACGCACCGUAUGCUAGCGUUACCCGCAUCAGGUUCUCACCCAAUCCUCAUUGCAAGGAGGUUACUAUUGUUGGCCACCCUGUUGCAAGGCAUCCCAGCAUGUUCAUUUGCAAACGUCGUGGGCAUGGCUCUAGAUGGCCGCGUGCUUAUGUCCCGUGUCUUCUCCACCGCGAGUAGGCUUGUGACGAGUAACGAUGAAUUUGUCAACUCGCUCGAGGGAAUCGAGUGUAUUAUGAUCGAGAGCAUGUAUCUGAACAAUGCUGGCGAACUCCGUCGCGCUUGGAUGACGAAUCGCAGAGCCAUGACGAUUGCGCAGAUGUUGGGCCUGAAUACAAGUAGCAAUUCGGCAAGCACGAUUCUGGAAGCAGACACCCGAGCACGCAUUGACCCAGACUACAUGUGGUUCAGAUUAGUCUGCAACGAUCGGUAUCUUUCGUUGAUGCUCGGGUUACCUCAAGGCUCGAUUGACAGUGCGUUCGCCGCUCCGGAGGCACUACAAGGCUGCACAGCAUUGGAGCGGAUGGAGCGCCUGAUGACUGCCGCGGGUGGUCUCAUCCUACAACGUGGCAGCACAUUUGAACGUGCGGACGUCACCACGACAUAUAAAAUCGACAAAAUGAUCCAAGAGGCUGCCGCCUUGAUGUCACCACAGUGGUGGGCGGCGAAUCCUGGAUCUGGCGCCGUUGCCAACAACGAUAUAAAAGCAUAUGAGGAGACAAUUCGUCUUACGAACCAAUUAGCAUACUAUCAUCUUCUGGUACAGCUGCAUUUACCAUAUAUGAUGCAAAAUUCAUCCAUGAAUUCCAACUAUGAUUAUAGCACAUUGACCGCUGCGAGUGCCAGUCGUGCGAUUGUUACGCAAUUUGUGUCUUUCCGCCAAUCCAUUACAGGUACUGCUUAUUGCCGUGGCAUGGAUUUUGUUGCUUUCAUUGCUAGCACGGCGCUAUGCCUCGCUCACGUUGAAUCUCGCCGGCCGCGACAAUUUGACUCUGAGAAAACUGUCCGGACCGGACUGCGGUGCCUUUACCAUCAACGUCUUCGCGACAGGGGAUUGCUUGAGCGCAUUCUUGAAAUUAUGGAGACAGCAGUUCAAGUCAGCAACGAUGCGGUUGCUGAGAAGAUCUCCGGCAUCCUUCGACCCCUUCUUGUCGUCGAAGAUAAUUCAGCUAAAGGGACCACGUAUGAUGCAAGUGCCUCACCAGAGGUGGGCAAGCAAGCGCACCAUCGUUCGGGCAAUACAGACGAAGCUUUCAAAGUAUUAAAGAUUGAGAUCCCGUACUUUGGUACCGUCAAGAUCGACCACCGUCACAUAACUCAUGAGAACGUUGGCACAUCACCUACGUUCACUCAUGAACAGCUUGGGCAUACGCAUGCUUCAGAGCGUAGUGAUCCUGGCUUUACUCUCCUGCGCGAACCAAACCCACCACGUACUUCACACCGAUAUGGACAGUAUUACACUAUUAAUGCCACCAAUUCAGGCAACACUGAUUGUCAAGACGAUGCGUUCACUCUGAACCAGCCACCAACUGAUAGGCUGCAACAAUCUGAGCUAACGCUGAGUGCAGAUAAUGACUGUUUGUUGCUUGAUACCGACAGUGCGCUCUUACAGGAUGAUUGUCUCUUUUUGCCGACUGCUACGACAGGGACAGAUGACUGGGCUUUACAAGGCGUUGACAUGGCGUUGUUUACUACCCUCACGCAAAACUCAGGUGACUGA
Messenger RNA from Truncatella angustata, 2334 nucleotides. RefSeq lists its product as uncharacterized. Gene Ontology annotation, molecular function: DNA-binding transcription factor activity, RNA polymerase II-specific; zinc ion binding; DNA binding. Gene Ontology annotation, biological process: regulation of DNA-templated transcription; DNA-templated transcription. Bases 1 to 2334 code for a protein of 777 amino acids. Lineage: Eukaryota; Fungi; Ascomycota; Sordariomycetes; Amphisphaeriales; Sporocadaceae. The record is from RefSeq and is a predicted model, not a curated record. The transcript is spliced from 2 exons.